GCGCAGUGGCAGCCCGCAGUGUGGUUCCGGUACCUGGUUCUGGGCUUGCUGUCGGUGUCGGUCGGGAAGAUGUCGGGCGGUCCGGCCGUGCGGAUUAGUAUCGAGUCGUCCUGCGAGAAGCAGGUCCAGGAGGUGGGGCUCGAUGGCUCCGAGACCUACGUGCAGCCUCUGUCCAUGUCCCAGAACCUGGCCCGCCUGGCCCAGCGCAUCGACUUCAGCCAGGACUCCGGGGACGAGGAGGGGGCGAGCGGCUCCCGGGAGCAGGACUGGGGGGAGCAGGAGGAGGAGGAGGAGGAGGAGGAGGAGGGAACAGUAAAGUUCCAACCCUCGCUGUGGCCGUGGGACUCUGUAAGAAACAAUUUACGAAAUGCCCUUACUGAAAUGUGUGUCCUACAUGAUGUUUUGACCAUUGUAAAGGAGAAGCGUUACAUGCACCUAGAUCCUGUCUCUCAAGAAGCACCAGCAGCAAAACAGAAUCAGCACGGCUUGCUGCUGGUUUCUAAGAAGAAAUCUUUGGCAGGAGCGGCUCAGAUUCUCCUGAAAGGAGCAGAGAGGUUGUCCAAGUCAGUAGCCGAAUAUCAGGAGAACAAGAGACAGAGAGACUUCAACUCCGAGCUGUUGAGGUUACGGCAGCACUGGAAGCUAAGAAAACUCGGAGACAAAAUUCUGGGAGAUUUGAGUUAUAGGAGUGCAGGGUCUCUCUUUCCUCACCACGGUACAUUUGAAGUUAUAAAGAACACAGAUCUAGAUUUGGAUAAAAAAGUCCCUGAAGAUUACUGCCCACUGGAUGUGCAUAUCCCAAGUGAUUUAGAAGGAUCUGCCUACCUGAAGGUUUCCAUUCAGAAGCAAUGUGCAGAUAUUGGUGACCUCGGAACAGUUAAUCUUUUUAAGCGACCACUGCCAAAGGCAAAACCAGGAACCCCACAUUGGCAGACCAGGCUGGAAGCUGCACAGAAUGUUCUUCUGUGUAAAGAAAUAUUUGCACAGUUGUCUCGUGAAGCCGUUCAGAUCAAAUCCCAAAUCCCUCACAUUGUUGUCAAGAAUCAAAUAAUCUCCCAGCCUUUUCCAGGACUACAGCUGUCAAUCUCUUUCUGCCACUCCUCCAAUGACAAGAAAUCUCAGAAAUCAGCUUCCGAAAAGGCUGCCACAGAAGACCACCUGUAUGUUCUUGAACACAAUUUGCACCAGCUGAUUCGAGAGUUUCAUAAACAGACGUUAAGCAACAUAGUGAUGCCACAUCCAGCUAGUGCUCCUUUCGGUCACAAGAGAAUGCGGUUGGCAGGUCCUCAAUCCUUUGACAAGAAUGACAUCAGUGCAAUGCAGCAGAAUGAGGGUCUCCUGGAGAAGAUCAUCAAACAAGCUAAACACAUAUUCCUCAGACGAAGAACUUCCCGCACCAUUGACAGCCUUGCCAGUCGAAUUGAAGAUCCACAGAUCCAAGCACAUUGGUCAAGCAUCAAUGAUGUGUACGAGUCCAGCGUGAAAGUCUUAAUAACAUCUCAAGGUUACGAGCAGAUCUGCAAGUCUAUUCAGUUACAGCUCAAUAUUGGUGUGGAUCACAUCAGGGUGGUCCAUAGAGACGGGAGAGUGAUAGCUCUGUCUCACCAGGAGCAAGAGCUCCAGGAUUUCCUCCUCUCUCAGAUGUCCCAACACCAAGUUCUUGCUGUUCAGCAGUUGGCUAAAGUCAUGGGGUGGCAUGUCCUCAGCUUCAGUAAUCAUGUCGGGCUUGGACCAGUUGAAAGCAUCGGGAAUGCAUCUUCAAUAACUGUCGCGUCUCCAAAUGGAGAUUAUGCUAUUUCAGUACGCAAUGGUCCAGAAAGUGGCAGUAAAGUCAUGGUCCAGUUUCCAAGAUGUCAGUCCAAAGAGCUUCCCAAGGGUGAUGUGUUACAAGAUAACAAAUGGAAUUAUCUCCGUGGGCCGUUCAAAGAAGUUCAGUGGAACAAGAUGGAAGGUCGGAACUUUGUAUACAAAAUGGAAUUACUAAUGGCAGCAUUGACGCCUUGCUAAAGAGAAUUUCAAUGUGUACAUAAAAGGACAUUUUACUUUGAUAUCUCUUGAAUGCAAGCAACAAUCGAACAUGUAUUGUUUCAUUGAAAUAAAUGUGGGUUUCUUUUCUA
Molecule: messenger RNA, 2117 nt
Organism: Pelobates fuscus (common spadefoot toad)
Lineage: Eukaryota; Metazoa; Chordata; Amphibia; Anura; Pelobatidae
Gene: MED17
Product: mediator complex subunit 17
Exons: 12
Coding region: 70-2007 (645 amino acids)
Biological process (GO): regulation of transcription by RNA polymerase II
Cellular component (GO): core mediator complex; mediator complex
Molecular function (GO): transcription coregulator activity
Source: RefSeq, a predicted model, not a curated record